GAAGUUCUGGCCGCGGCAGUUUCAAAAAUACCAAGGAAGUUGAUCUGGGCUCAGACCCAAGAAGUGACGAGGCUGGGAGAGGGAGGAGAGGGAGCAGGAGGCACGGGAAGCCUGGAUCAUACACUUGGAGUUUGGAUUUUAGUGGGAAAGAGGGUGACUCCUUGCUGUUGGGCGAGUGGGUAGGAAUGGCAGAACAGAACAGCUGUGUCAGCUCCAGGUUGUAGGCAGCAAAUUCUAGAGGAGAAGGAGCCAGUGUGGGGUACGAUUCUCACCUGGGGCAUGAAUUAAAAUCCUCAGAUUCCAGGCCUUUGAGGGAGCCCUAAGGGAGGUCCAGAGGCUAAGGAUGAGCACCGAAAGCUAAUCCUUUCCUCUUCGUAGUUCUUGAGUUUGAGAAGGGCACCCAAGAUGCUUUCUAUGGUCCUCUAAGGGGCCACCUGCCAUCCAGUCUCGGACCUCUAAAGCUACCCCCCCCCCCCAGAUCAUACCAAGAAGCAUCCAAAGCUCUCCAAGAGCCACUCUCACCACCUCCCACUUCUGGCUUCCGGCUCGAGACCAUGAAAGACUCUGGAGCAAGGAUCCCAGCACCAUUCAAGGCUGCCUCCACUGAGGCAAGAGCCAAUGUAAGACGAGAUUCAGGACUGAAAAGGCUAACUAUGGACCACUGGGCUAGCUCUGACCCUGCUCCAACUGAAAGAGUGAGGUCCACUGGAGGCGACGGAGAAGCCUUAUGUGUAGCUGAAGAGGAACCUGUUGGAGAAGAGGAGGAAAUGCCAGCAUUCCCAUGCACCCAGAAUGGCCCAGCAGGGCCCAGCUGUAGCCGCUGUCAGAAGAACCUGUCCCUGCACACCUCCGUGAGAAUUCUGUACCUCUUCUUGGCCCUCCUGCUCGUGGCUGUGGCCGUGCUGGCUUCACUGGUUUUUAAGAAGGUUGACUCUCUCUCAGAGGAUAUCAGCAUCACCCAAUCAAACUAUGAGAAGAAGAUUGUUUCGGUGCAGGAAAACCUCCAGGAACUAGACCAGAAAGCCCUAGGCAAUUGCUCCUUCUGCCAUGACACGGGGCAGUUGGGACAAGAGAUUCACAAACUUCAGCAGGAGCUGGAGGAAAUCCAGAAGAUGCUUCUUGUCCAGGAGAUUCAGCUGGACCAGACAUCUCAGACCCAUCAGCAGCUCUUCUCUACCAGCAAUCAAAUCACUGCCGUGGUAGACAGCUGCUCCUUCUCCAUCCACCAGGUCAACCAGACUCUGGGGCAAUUCCUGGCUCAGGUGAGAGGCUGGCAGGCUGCCAUGGCUGGACUGGACUUUUCACUAAAGGGCCUGACCCAGGAUUGCUAUGAUGUCAAGGCAGCCGUCCAACAGAUUAACUUCACGGUGGGGCAGACCUCGGAUUGGGUCCACAUGAUCCAGAGGAAGACAGAAGAGGAAACCUUGACCCUGCAGAAGAUGGUCAGUGAAUGGCAGAACUACACCCGGCUCUUCAGUGGCCUGCGGGCCACCUCGGCCAAGACCGGGGAAUUGGUCAAAAGCAUCCAGACCAGCCUCAGUUCUGCUUCCCAGCGUAUCAACCAGAAUUCUGAGGGCAUCCAUGACCUGGUGUUGCAAGUGAUGGGCCUGCAGCUGCAGCUGGACAAUGUCUCAUCCUUCCUGGAUGACCAUGAGGAGAACAUGCAUGACCUGCAGUACCACACACGUUAUGCCCAGAACCGGACUGUGGAGCGUUUUGAGACCCUGGAAGGCCGUAUGACUUCCCACGAGAUCGAGAUCAAUACCAUUUUCACCAACAUCAAUGCCACAGACAACCACGUACACAGUAUGCUCAAGUACCUGGACGAUGUCCGGCUGUCCUGCACACUGGGCUUCCACACUCACGCUGAGGAGCUCUACUACCUCAACAAGUCUGUCUCCAUCAUGCUGAGCACCACAGACUUGCUGAGGGAGCGCUUCAGCCUGCUCCGAGCCCGACUGGACUUUGACAUCCAGAACCUCUCGAUGGUCAUGGAGGAAAUGAAGGCUGUGGAUGUCCGGCAUGGAGCAAUACUCCAGAACGUCACUAUCCUAAGAGGCAUCCCUGGACCUCCAGGACCAAGAGGACUCAAAGGCGACAUGGGGGUAAAAGGACCUUAUGGGAGCAGGGGUCCCAAAGGAGACAAUGGCACUAUGGGCCCCCCUGGUCCUCAGGGCCCUCAAGGUCAGCCUGGUAAAGCAGGGCCAGCAGGUGAAAGGGGACCCAUUGGCUUCAAAGGUUUCCCAGGCCUUAAGGGAUCUAAAGGCAGCUUUGGAUCAUCAGGACUAAAAGGACAGCCAGGUCCCAAGGGUGAUAUGGGACCCCAGGGGCCAGAAGGACCCCCAGGUUCUCCAGGUCCUCCAGGACCCCAGGGCAAGCCAGGGAUUGCUGGGAAAACAGGGGCACCAGGCCAGGUUGGGCCUACAGGUCCAAAGGGUGACCCUGGCAUACAAGGUCCCCAGGGUCUCCCUGGGCCUCCAGGGCUUCCUGGAAACCAGAGCCCCUACUGAAUAGAGUCCACUUCCUAGAAAUGCUGCCACACAAAAAGUCUAGGGAAAGAGACUGCCCCCAAGCAGCCCAGGGCCCUGUCAAGGAAGAAGCAUCUCCUCAAAGACAACUGUGCUUCCUUCAUCUCCAUUGGAAUUCCUCCUGGAUCUGACCCUGUCCAUUUCCAGCUUUCAAAGGACUUCCUGCUUGCUACUUUGACUAGAACCAGAGGGGAUCUUCAAAUCCUACACAUUGUUGCCCCCAAAGGCUGCUGCCAGAUAAAGAAGUCCCCACUACUCAAUUAAUGGGACUAAACUUUUUAAUGCUUAGUGAUCCCACUAAUGGCAAUGGGGAUGAUGAUGAUGGUAAUGAGGACAAUGGUGGUAGUGGUGGUGGUCAUGAUUGUGGUGGUGAUCACCAUGAAGAUUGAUGAUGAAGAAGUAGCAACUCUCUUCUUAAUAUUCUUCUUUCCCAUAAAGCCUUUCUCUAACUGGAGUAGCUUUGAGAGGGUGAAAGUACAAGUCAUGAGGAGGAGCAGAUGGGUCUGGGAGUGCCCAUGUAGGUGGGAAUUGAGCAAAUCACUGUGUGGGAGUCAAUGCAUAAAUAUAGUAGUGACUGCCCAUGAGAGGGGGUUGAACCAGAAUCAUCACUGGUAUGUCAAAUAUUCUCUCCUAUUCUCCCAGCAUAUCUAAUAUGUCUAGGGCCAUCUGUGUACUGGGUGUGCCAAGUUUGGAGGAGGCAGAAAGGAAUUCCCUGCUUGUGGAGAACUUUAUGGAGUAGGUCUAUUUGGCCAUCAAAAAAAAAAAGCCUCUUGGUUUGAAUUGUACCAUAUUUGAAGUGACUUAUAGAGGGAGAACUUCAGAGAGAGCUUUUCUCAAUUGGAGUAAAAAGUUGUUGGCCAGGCCAUCCUCAGGACCCUAUCUCUGGUUUCGACUGAAAGCCUCCUCACUCCUUAUUGGAGAUGUGGCAGCCCAAUGGGAACUGAUAUGGAAGGAAAGGGCAUCUUCACUUUAGAGAGAAAAUGAAGCAAUUAGAAGUAGACCCUAAAGUUUGGGUUUGGGUCUGGAACUGUAAUUUGAUUAGCAUAGGAAACUCCUGGUAAGGCAACCCCCUUCACUAACACAGACCAGCACUGCUCUGUAACUUCUAGCCCUAGAAAGCGGUUUAAUGUAGAUUGGUGAAAAUAGAUGGGGAAAUGGAUUGGAAAUGAUGUUUGGAUGAUGGGGAAACAACAAACUGAAGAUGAGGGUCCUGGUUAAACAUGCUCUUAUUUGAAUGCUUCGGGAAGAUAGUUCUCCAUUCAGAGAGAUUCCCCACCCCCCUUCUUCCAGUACAUACACAUGCACACCUAUUACUUCCCUCCUAGGAGGCUGGCCUUCUCUGUUCCCUGAACAAGAGCUCAUUGCUUUGACAAGGGGAUGUCCUGGCAGCAGCAGGUGCCCCCUGCUAACCAGAGCCCUGCCUACACUGCACUAGGUCCAUCUGGCCCAAGCACACAUUGAACAGCUGUUCCUCCUGUCCACGUAUCUCAUGGUCCCACAAGUAAUGCCAUUCUGUUCUCUAAUCCAAGACUAAAAAUUGCCUCCAGCCAAUGCAGGGAUGAGGGACAAGAUCAUACUAGUGGUGGGCAGGGCUCAUCACCUCAAGAUCCAGGGCAGGGCCCUCAAGUGAGUACAGUGUAUGAUCCUCUCGUUUCCCGAUGAGAUACCAACUAUCUCCCUCCCUUCCACCACCCUUAGCUUACAAUAGGCACUCCUGGAGAGAAGUAUCAAUAAAGUCCUUAUAAAAGGCUCAAGAUGCUCAAAGUUAUGGCCCUCUCUGGGCUGUGGGGACCACAGACACUGCCUAUCCUCACAUUUCUGCAGAGUCUCAGCCCCAGACUUUAGGGAAGAGCAGGGUAGGGUCUUUGCCUCCAUAUUGGUUAAUCCGGAAAAGAGCCCUUAUACUACUUGCAGGAGCCUGAAGUAGCAUCGUCAUUUCAUCGUCUUUGUUCUGACUGAUAUGCAACUGGUUUGCAUCUUUCUCCAUUGCUACUGUGUAACCCUCAUAUUGACCUAUAUCACAAAAUAUAGUAUUACUGGAUCAAUAAAGAGAUACUUACCUGA
Molecule: messenger RNA, 4592 nt
Organism: Monodelphis domestica (gray short-tailed opossum)
Lineage: Eukaryota; Metazoa; Chordata; Mammalia; Didelphimorphia; Didelphidae
Source: RefSeq, a predicted model, not a curated record